AUGCCCAUCUUCUUGUUCAACUACAACAGCCGCCAGCUUCACGGCAUCUUCCGGGCGGUAUCUGAUGGCGACUGGAAGAUCAACCCACACGGCUGGGUCGGAAACACUAGCCGCGAGACACUGUACCCUUCUCAGGUGCAGGUGGAGGUCUACAGCAAGUGCCCUCCCCUCGACCACGCGGACUACAACCAGAUCAUCAAGAACUGCUACCACCAGGAGGGUACCGGCCACCGCAACAAGAUGAUGUUUGAGCUGAAGAAGGUGGAGGCACAGAACCUGUGCCGCGCAUUCGACCGUGCAGCCGGAGUAGUCAAUGCCAACAGCCGCCCUCAGCCUGUCCCGCGCAGUAUGCCCCCUGCAGGGGUCGCGGGUGCCAGCAGCUCUGCAGCCCCUGCGCUCAAGCCUCCGGCAGCUGCUGCUCCAAAGGCUGCACCUGCCGCCGCUGCUCCUAGACCUGCUCCUGCUGCUGCUGCUGCCUCUGCCGCUGCCGCCAAACCCAUGGAGAAUGGCACAGCACCGGGCGCCUGGGAAGUCAUGGCAGGAGGCAAAAACCCCAAAGCACCUGUCUGGGGUGCCGGCGCAGAGGAGGCAGCAGCUGAGCCUGUCAACAAUGCAGCGCCAGCUACCAGCAAGGCUGCAGCUGCGAAGGAGCCGGCGGGCCCUUCCACUCCCCCAGCCACACCAAAGGCAUCCAUAUCUGAUCCAGUCUACAAUGAGGAGAGCAACUCAAAUGAGGUGACGUCAAAGGCAUCAACUGGGUCUCAGUCAGGUGCUACUCCCGGGGCAUCAUCGCAGCGCACAUCAUCGACACCCCCGGUUGCACACCAGGUGAAUGGAGCGUCAGCAGACUUAGAGGGCAAGCUGUCAGCCGUCCAUGCUGCAGUGUCCGCAGUUGACACAGCUGCUGCAGAUGCCCUCUGGAACUGCCUGACUUCCAUGACCAACCAGAUGCAGAGCUGCAUGAGGGAGAACGCCAUGCUGCUGCACGGCAUGCGAGCUCUGAAGGUGGAGAACUCCAUAUUGAAGAGUGAGAUAGCAAAUGUACGGCGGGAUACAUCGCGGGUGGGUGCGGCAAUCAAUCUAGAGAUCGCCGCAGAGUCCCCUGCUCUCAGCAAUAUCCCCCACACAUUCAUGGGGAAAAGGAUCCAGGACAUCUUUCUGCUGGGAGGCCACAAUGGUGGUGCCUGGCUGGACUCCAUGCACCUGUACACGCCGGCCUACAGGUCGAUCUCGGACGUGGGCAAGAUGCCAUUUGCGCGCGGCUACGGCGGCGCGGCCAUCAUCGGCCGCUCCAUCUACAUCGUGGGCGGCGGCGACGGCGCCUCCUGGCUGCAGACCGCCGUGCGCUACGACAUCGACACCAAGGAGUGGUUCCAGAUCUCGGACAUGGAGAACGUGCGGGGGUCGCUGGCGGUGGCUGCGCUGGACGGGCGUAUCUACGCGAUGGGCGGCGGCCAGCCGGGCAUCAACCAUGACUCCAUUGAGAUCUUCUCCCCCGACGUCAACACGUGGGCACCAGGGCCCAAGAUGGCCGCCUCGCGCUUCACCACGGCCGGCGCCACUCUCGGCUCUGCCAUCUACAUCACCGGCGGCUUUGACGGCUCCUACCUCAACUCUGUAGAAAUGCUGGACCCCCGCGUCGGCCGGUGGCAGCCGGUGGCGCCAAUGGCGCACAAGCGCGGCAGCCACGUGUGCACGGUGGCGGACCAGGACCUGUAUGUGAUCGGCGGCUGGGACGCCAAGGACUACCUGGCGGGAGUGGAAAUAUUUGAUGUGCGCUCCGGGGGCUGGCGCACCGCGGCGCCGAUGGCGGCACCUCGCGCGUACGGCGCAGCCGCCACCGUCGACGGCUCAGUCUUCACGCUGGGCGGCAUGCAGAGCCAGGUGCACAACGAGACUGUGGAGCGGUAUGAUGCGGCCAAUAACAAGUGGGAGAUGCAGACUGUGCCGGUGCCUGAUGCUGUCAAGCGCGCAUUCCUGUCGGCCUGCGUGGCGGAUGCGUACUGAGAGCAGCCCCUGCUUCCCCAAGUCUUUUUAAGUGCACCGCUUUCUAGAGGAGCGCUGCUUUUGUGCUGUCAAUGUCAUUUUGGUGAGUGGUUUGGGCUCCUCCCGUUCAUCCUUUGGGUCAGGUGGGGUCUGGAGUCUGACAGACUGUGGGUCUGAGUUCUGGGUACCUGUACAAGUGAUUGCCUGUAUUGAUCAAGAGCCUGCAAAUGGUGCAUCAUCUGAGAGGGCAAUUCUCUGUGGGUUUCCUCUGACAAUUUUGCGGCGGCAUGCUUCUGUCUGUUGUGUUCAUACGUGAAAUUGGCCUCUCAUGUUCUUCCAAUCUGACCUUGCUGUGCAAUAUGUGUAACGCAGUGCUGGACG
This is a messenger RNA of Coccomyxa subellipsoidea C-169, 2367 nucleotides long. RefSeq names its product galactose oxidase. The transcript is spliced from 12 exons. The record is from RefSeq and is a predicted model, not a curated record. Gene Ontology annotation, molecular function: protein binding. Lineage: Eukaryota; Viridiplantae; Chlorophyta; Trebouxiophyceae; Coccomyxaceae. Bases 1 to 2007 code for a protein of 668 amino acids. Gene Ontology annotation, biological process: response to endoplasmic reticulum stress.